AUGCCUCCAAAGAAUACAUCAAAGCCUGCAGCAGCAUCGUCAAAGGCUGAAGAGGCAGUGCGCAAACGACCAAUAUGGGACUCCUGGGCAGUGUUACCUGCCAAGACCCGACUGAGAAUCUCUCUCGGCGUUUGUGCCGUUGCAUUUGCGGGCAUGGUCAUAUCCGAUCAGUUGGAGGUCAUAUUUCCUCCUGAGCUCCCGCCACCCACGCCCGCCCCCGCCUCGGGAGAUGCGUCCCGCUAA
Heterobasidion irregulare TC 32-1 is the source of this 243-nucleotide messenger RNA. RefSeq lists its product as uncharacterized. The transcript is spliced from 2 exons. The coding region runs from base 1 to 243 and encodes 80 amino acids. NCBI's taxonomy places the organism in Eukaryota, Fungi, Basidiomycota, Agaricomycetes, Russulales, Bondarzewiaceae. The record is from RefSeq and is a predicted model, not a curated record.